Messenger RNA from Nicotiana tabacum (common tobacco), 1418 nucleotides. Its product is annotated as RING-H2 finger protein ATL8-like. The record is from RefSeq and is a predicted model, not a curated record. Lineage: Eukaryota; Viridiplantae; Streptophyta; Magnoliopsida; Solanales; Solanaceae.
GUGUAGACUUGAAUACCUUCCAUUCAACACUCCCCUCAGAUUUUAUAUCUAUAUAUAUCUUACGGACUUUGAGACAUUUUCAUAUGUUUUUAUCACUGCUGUUAAGUUCACAUCAAUUACCGACAUUUCAACCACAUCUUUUACAUCCAUUGUCCCCAGUUGUUCUUCUAUAUUGUUGUUGUUGAAUUUGUUUUCAAUUAUGACUCGCCCAGCUAGAUUUCUGCUAAGCACAAACUCUUCUUCAACUUCCCCUUCAACGCCGGCGGCGGAGCCACCAUCUACGGUGGCAGUGGAGUCGGACUUUGUCGUAAUAUUAGCUGCUUUGCUUUGUGCAUUAAUUUGUGUGGUGGGGCUCAUCGCUGUUGCAAGAUGCGCGUGGCUCCGGCGAGCAACCGGCGCCGGAGGCGGCGGAGCUGGUGGUCAGUCUUCGGCGGCGGCGAAUAAAGGGUUGAAGAAGAAAGUGUUGCAGUCGUUGCCUAAGUUCACUUAUGACCCCAGCAGUACAACGGCGAAAGGUACGCCGUUCACGACGGAGUGUGCCAUUUGUCUGGCGGAGUAUGCGGUGGGGGAUGAGAUCCGUGUGUUGCCGCAGUGUGGCCAUAGUUUUCACCUUCAGUGUAUUGAUACUUGGUUGGGUUCACACUCUUCGUGCCCUUCUUGUCGUCAAAUUCUCGUAGUUGCUCGGUGUCGGAAGUGCGGUGAGUUCCCUGCAGUUUCCCACAAAACCGACGGUGCUCUGGCUACACCUCCGGCUGAGUCUCGUUCAUGUGCUAGCUCAAGUAAUUUUCUAGUCUAGAAAAAGAAAAGAAAAAAGACAGCGCUUUAAAUUAUAUACGCCGAUAAUGUAAAAGAUCAAUCUAAUUUACAUUAUCAGUGCAGUUAUACCAGUUGUAAUCCGUCACUUAUUGUGUUAUGCAAGUUAGGUUACUAAUCUACAUAUUAUCGUAGACAGUUGUAAUUAUCUUUAGCAUGAUAUUUUUAAAUUAUUUUUAAAAAUUUAGGGGGCGGUUGAACAUAAGAAUUGUAAAUUUUAGGGGAAAAUGAACUUUUUUUUUCAAGGAAUUUAAAAAAAAAAAAGAAAAAAGAAAUGGUUAAGUGUAUUUGUCAGAGAGUUUGGAAAUGGAGCCCAUAGAAGGUGGUGUGGAGGUUGCUUCACUUUUUGUCUAGUAGUAGCUAUAGAGGAAGAGAUAAAGAGGAAGCAACAUGCUUGACUGCUAUGGUAAUGGGAAUGUAGAAGCUAGAAGGUGACAAACUUGAAAUGAUAGGAUUAUUGGCUUCUUCUUAAGGAAAGCCCAACUAGAAAAUGGUAGGGCAAGUUGUUUGGAGUAAUUGGUACUUCAAUUUCCCCUUAAAUUUCAUUGUACAAUUUGCUUUUGUAACAGUUUUAAAAAACAUAAGCUUCCUUUUUCUUGGUCUAA